CUUCCCCAACCCUUUCCUCCGGGCACGAACCCACUGCUAACAAAAAUAAAUCCCGCGUGUACAAAUCUACCCUCCGCCACUGACCUAGAUCAUACCACCCGCCCCCCGCCGAUCCGCCACCGCAAAUCCCCACCCGAUUUUCCCCCAAUUAUCUUGCUUCGAUUCGUAGCGUGCUCUGCUAGGGUUGGGAGCCGAUCGCGCCGCCGGGAGCCGAUCGAUAGGGCUAGGGUUAGAGCCGCAGCGCAGGGGAAAUGGAGAAGAAGAAGGCGGCGGUGCCGCUGGUGUGCCACGGCCACUCGCGGCCCGUCGUGGACCUCUUCUACAGCCCCGUCACGCCCGACGGCUACUUCCUCAUCAGCGCCAGCAAGGACUCGAAUCCAAUGCUUCGUAAUGGUGAGACUGGAGAUUGGAUUGGGACUUUUGAAGGUCAUAAAGGUGCUGUUUGGAGCUGUUGCCUUGACACAAAUGCUCUGCGUGCUGCCUCUGGUUCUGCGGACUUUUCAGCUAAAGUGUGGGACGCACUAACAGGAGAUGAACUUCAUUCAUUUGAACACAAGCAUAUAGUCCGUGCAUGUGCCUUUUCUAAGGAUACCCACCUGUUGCUUACUGGAGGUAUGGAAAAGAUUUUGCGUGUAUAUGAUUUGAACCGUCCAGAUGCUGCUCCAAAAGAACUAGCCAAAUCACCUGCUUCUAUCCGAACUGUCGCUUGGCUUCAUAAUGACCAAACUAUAUUGAGCUCCUGCACUGAUACGGGUGGAGUAAGGUUAUGGGAUGUGAGGAGUGAAAAAAUUGUCCAAACUCUUGAAACCAAGGCACCUGUUACUAGUGCAGAAGUAAGCCAGGAUGGCAGGUUCAUCACCACAGCUGAUGGCUCAAGUGUGAAAUUUUGGGAUGCUAAUACCUUUGGGCUUGUUAAAAGCUAUGAUAUGUCGUUUACUGUGGAGUCGGCUUCACUUGAACCAAAGUCCGGGAGCAAGUUCAUUGCUGGAGGAGAAGAUAUGUGGGUUCAUGUAUUUGAUUUCGUCACCGGUGAAGAAAUAACUUGUAACAAAGGACAUCAUGGCCCAGUUCACUGCGUCCGGUUCGCACCUGGGGGUGAAUCAUACGCGUCAGGGUCAGAAGAUGGCACUAUCCGAAUCUGGCAGCUGAGCCCAGCUAACACAGACGCCGAGGAGGCAGCCGAUGCAAACGGUAAACCAAAGGCUGGUGUAGAGGAGGUUACGUGUAAGAUCGAAGGCUUCCACAUUCCCAAGGAGGAGAAGGCCGAGGAGUAGGAUUACAUCGUUGGCCUGCAUGGCCAUCCUUCGUGCUUACCGACAUAGCGUUGUCCAAGCUGCUCUUUGUGUUUCUUUCACCUUGCUCAAAGCUGUUUUCUGACGCAAGGGUGGAUGGCCUGUAUCAUUGUCUGAGAGCAGUUAACUGCGCUGUGUGAAAAAUCUUGUCCUAUGAUGAGCAAAUGCUGGGGAUUUUUUGUACGCUGAGAAUAAACCACGCGUAGAACAGGGUUGGAACAUGUGAAGUUUUGUAUGCUGCUGAUGAGGCGGUGACUGGAUUAGAUUCAAA
Molecule: messenger RNA, 1563 nt
Organism: Lolium rigidum
Lineage: Eukaryota; Viridiplantae; Streptophyta; Magnoliopsida; Poales; Poaceae
Product: serine-threonine kinase receptor-associated protein-like
Exons: 7
Coding region: 252-1274 (340 amino acids)
Biological process (GO): spliceosomal snRNP assembly
Cellular component (GO): SMN complex
Molecular function (GO): protein binding; RNA binding
Source: RefSeq, a predicted model, not a curated record